AUUAUAUAUUCAACCGGACGUAGAUAAUGAGCAGUUCAUUUAAACCAACAGGAAGUCCUGGAUUCAGUGUGGGCAAUGCAUUGUGUCCAAAAUUACAGAGCAGAAUUCAAUUUCCGACUUGACACUAUUGCAAUUAAAGAGUUUGCCUGACAACUUGAUAAAUUCCCCCAGUCGUAAAAUGAACUCGUUUUGAAGAGUACAAUUUAUCCUCAAUUUUUUCGUAAAUAUGGAAAAAGUUCUGAAAACAUUUUUUGACGAGACUCUUAAAAAUAUUCAUUCCAAGGACAAGAAUACGGUCAGUAUUUGCAAGGAUGUCAUGGAGCGUCUCAAUCUUGUCCUUACAACUUCCGGUUUCCAUUACAACUUUGUAAUUCAUAAUCUGAGAGAUGAUUACGAAAUCGGUGUUAUUGGACACAAAGCAUAUGAAUCCUUUGACAUUGGAGAAAUGAAGUUUGGGAUUUGGAUCUUUGAAUCUGGAACUUUUUCAUACAAUGGAUCUGCAAAGCGGAAUAUUUGUGUGGGUGGAUACAACCGAGGAAGUUUCAUAGAAGUUUACAAUCCUCCAUUGAAGGGAGGACUCACAUUCACAAAACCGGAAGUGGGGGUGGAAGAGAAGAAGCGAAAAGUUUUGAAAUUCUGUCCGAACAAAUAAAACCUCGUAUGUAGAUGAAUAAGGGAACAAAAUUCAGGCCUGGUUGGCCAACAAAAUUGCGUCAACUCACUUAUUCUUUCUUUAAGCGCGUAAAGUUUUAACAAUUUACUUAAUUAAUCCGUCAGAAAUUGAGUGACGAUUGAAAUUAACCAUGUAAACAUUCACCGGUAGAUUUGAAAACACAAGAGAAGUAAAUAACGGAAAAAAAGUUAAAGCGAAAUACAUGGGUGUGGGGCGGGUUAAGUCGUAAUUCUGUGCUUAAUUUUCUUAGCCAAUCAGAAAUGAGGAAAAUGACGUCAGUGUUUAAUAAAAAUUACCCGUCUACUCACCUUUACGCGAUUACGGGCUUAAAGAAUGAAUAAGUGAGUUGACCCAUUAUUUAAAUUUACCGGGAUUACUAUUUGUCUAGUAGAGAUGCCAGGAUCCGAGUCUCAUUAAUCGGAAUACUUUCAUCUACCCAACUGUGCAUUCAAACGCACCUUUCAUUAAUCCUAUGUUAGGUAACAAUUAGUAUAUGAACCAUUGUGUAACCUAACCUGUUUCCAACUUAUUCUAAAUAAAAAUAUCACUGCGUGUCUUACAACAAAUAACCAGUGCAAAAUAAAAUUUGAAAACAAACUA
Folsomia candida is the source of this 1273-nucleotide messenger RNA. RefSeq lists its product as uncharacterized. The transcript has 2 exons. NCBI's taxonomy places the organism in Eukaryota, Metazoa, Arthropoda, Collembola, Entomobryomorpha, Isotomidae. The coding region runs from base 227 to 652 and encodes 141 amino acids. The record is from RefSeq and is a predicted model, not a curated record.